AUGGCUUCCUUCGACCUCACUUCAUAUAAGGCUCUCUCUUUCGACAUUUAUGCAACGCUCAUCGACUGGGAGUCGGGUAUCUUCUCGCAAUUCCUUCCACUGCUCGGUAAACUUCCCAAGCAUCAUACAUUAUGGGACAAAAGCCUAGUCGACGUUCGAGGCUAUCUACUCAAGCAAUAUUCAGCUCACGAACACGCCCUUGAAGUUCAGUAUCCCGACGAGAAAUAUUCAGUGUUGCUGAGCAAGGUCUAUGAGAAUGUCGCGGGAGAUUUGGGCAUCGUCGUAACCCAUGAUGAAGCCAAGGCGUUUGGAGGGGCCAUCGGGAGAUGGCCGGCCUUCGCGGACACGGUGGCAGCCAUGCAAACACUGGGCAAAUACUACAAACUCAUCGCGUUGAGUAAUGUCGACAAGGCGUCAUUCAAAAAUACUCUAGAGAACGGCUUGCGCGGUGUUGAAUUUGACGCCAUCUAUGUCGCCGAGGACAUUGGGACCUACAAGCCGAAUCCCAACAACUUCAACUACCUCGUCCAACAUGCGCGCCAAGAUUUCGGUAUCGAGAAACAUGAAAUAUGUCAUACGGCGCAGAGCCUGACGUUUGACCAUAUUCCGAUCGCCUCACUGGGAUUUCCUCCCGCGGUCUGGAUUUCUCGCGGAGGUGGCAGCAUGGGUAUGGGAGACAUAGAGGCAGUGAAGGACAAGGUUAACAUUGGGGCCACAUAUGAAACGUUGGGAGAUAUGGCGGCAGACGUGGAACUGGCAUUCGGCAAGAACAAAGAAUAG
Messenger RNA from Trichoderma citrinoviride, 780 nucleotides. RefSeq names its product HAD-like protein. The transcript has a single exon. The coding region runs from base 1 to 780 and encodes 259 amino acids. NCBI's taxonomy places the organism in Eukaryota, Fungi, Ascomycota, Sordariomycetes, Hypocreales, Hypocreaceae. The record is from RefSeq and is a predicted model, not a curated record.